Molecule: messenger RNA, 1345 nt
Organism: Closterium sp. Naga37s-1
Lineage: Eukaryota; Viridiplantae; Streptophyta; Zygnematophyceae; Desmidiales; Closteriaceae
Source: the annotation of a GenBank genome assembly
AUAUUAUCUCAACUAUAAGUCUCUAAAGAAGGAGAUACGAGCCUAUGAAGCCGCCGUGGCGCCGGGGGUCACGGAGGAAGAUGUUCAGCAAGACAUGGCACGCCGCUUCUCAGAGGAUCUCGACUCGCAGAUGGAGAAGGUGGUGCUGUUCUUCUUGGAGCAGCAGGGCGUGUUGGCGGGAAAGCUCCAACGGCUACGAGAGCGAAGGGAGGGGUCGAACACGCGGGGAGACGAGUCCAGCCUGGCGAUCGUCAUGUCAUCCGACUUCAGCGACAUGAUGGAACAGUACAGGGACGUGGGGCGGGAGCUGCUGCAGCUGCUGCAGUUCGUGGAGCUGAACGCCACGGGGCUGCGCAAGAUCCUGAAGAAGUUUGACCGGCGUGUGGGCGUGAGGCUGGGACACACUUACAUUGCGUCGCGCACUCUGCAUCCUUACUCGCACCUGCAACAGAUCUUCAAACAAGUGGGUCUGGGCGCCAUGGUGGGAACCAUCAUUCGCAAUUUGGACGAGCUGCACCGCAGGGAGCGCUGCUUCGCCUCGCCGCCCAAUCUCCUCUCGCCACGUGGUGCCGGCACUCCGAGACGCACGUCAUUCUCGCUCUUCAGGCAAGGGGACGAGUCCCCGGUGUACGUGGCUCAGGAGGAGCCCAUCAUCCAGGAGAUCGAGGCAGCCCGAGCCAAGCUGACAGACGCGGUGGGGUACAGCACGUACAUGGCCAAGGGGCUGCUGCUGCCGCCCGCCCCCGAGAGAGGGCCUGAGGCAGGGGAGCCGGAGUUCCACUGGUGGUCGCUGCAGCUCAACCAGUUCAACACCUUCCUCUACAUGGUGAACUGCUACAUCAUCGUGCCAACCUCAGACGAGUAUGCAGUCCUCCUUUCCGCCCCGCCCACUCUCUGCUGUAUCAUCAUCGACACCACUCCCCUCUGUGGGCUCGUGAACUAUUACAUCAUCGUCCCCCCAUCAGACGAGUACGCAGUGCUGCUCUCUGCCCCUGUGUGGCAUCAUCAUCGGGCCACGCCCCUGUGUGCACUGGUCAUCUCCUCUCCCUUGCGCCCCUCCCUUCCCCCCUCCAGUCCAGGUGAACUACUACAUCAUUGUUCCAACCUCAGACGAGUACGCAGUCCUUCUCUCCGCGCCACCCGCUCUCUGUGGCAUCAUCAUCGGCGCCACGCCCCUCUGCGCCCUGGUCUCAGCCUCAUCUUCAGCAAGUGGUCCAACACGUCCUACACGCAGCCCUUAUUCGUCUCCACGCUCGUCCUGCUGCUCGGAAACUUUGCCUACGCUGCUGCUCUGGAUUUCAACUCUGUGGCUCUGCUCCUGAUCGGCCGCUCGCUCACGGGGUAA